CCCCCGCCCGGAGCCGCCGCGCCGAUGCCACGUGGGAGGCGGCGGAGCCGCCGUAGGCGCCGGGCCGGAACCGCGGCCCCCCUGACGCUGGGGACGGCCCUCGCCGGGCGCCGGGAGGAGGGGAGGUCGCGGAGCCCCCGGGACCGCGCCGGCAUCGCCGAGACCCGAUGGGUGCUCGGCGCGGUGGCGCCCGGCUCGCGGCUCGGCCUCCCGGGCCUAGAGGCGCUGGCGGCGGCGGCCGGGCCUAGGGGCGGCUCCCCGCCCUGGGCCGCGCCCUCGCUGCUCCAGGUGCCGGUGGCGGCGCAGCCGGCCCCGCGGCGGGAGGGCAGCGACCUGCCCGGCGGCGCGCCGGCCGCCCUGGCCGUGCUGCGCCUCCAGCACGGCGCUGAGGGCUCGGCGCGGGCGGCGGCGGCGGCGGCGGCGGCGGGGGCCGGGGCCGCGCCGCGCCUGCGGACCGUCUACGUGAACCCGCGCUGGCUGGAGCGGCAGGCCGCGCUGGGGGCGGCGGCGGCGGCGGCGGCGGCGUUGGCGGCCAGCCCCUGCGCCGAGGCGGCGGCGGCGGCGGCGAGCGGCGCGGCCGGGGGCCCGGCGGCCGCAGCGGCGGGGCAGGGCGAGGCGGCGGCGGCGGCGGCGGAGGCGGCGGCCACCCCCUACGUGGGGCUGCGGCGGCCGCUGGGCUACCAGCUGGCCAAGGCCACCAAGGAGCGGAUCUGGCGGGGGGAGUUCAUUGACCUCUUUUCCUUGCUCCACACAGAGCUGGCCCCCGAGCACGGCCCGCGCCCGGGGGACACGCUGGACCAGUGGGUCUCGGCCUUCCUGGUGUACGCCAGCGUGCUGUGCGAGAAGCACCCGGCGCGCUGCGGGGCCAUGUUCAAGUACCUGGACACCAUCCGCAAGCUACACGCCACCUACGGGGGCACCUCCUGGAUGAAUUACGACGAGGACUUUCGGCGGCGGGCGGCCAAGGACCCCACCCUGCCCUGGGGCGACGUGGACCUCGACCUCUGGAUGAAGUGGAUGGCGCCCCUCAAGUCGCUCGUCAGCCGGCAGCCGCGUGCCGAGGGCGAGGCGCAGGCCCCGCCGGCCCCGCCGCCGGCCCAGAGCCCCGAGCGGGAGGAGAAAAUCCAGACUCCAUGAAAACAGAAGGCCAGUUGGGAUGGCAGUCAGACUAAGUGGCCUGACUCCGUUGGUGUUUAAGUGGAGCUCUGGUAUUCUAGUGCAUUCUUUUACCUCUGCUUCUGUUGCGUUGCAAGCUGUGCUAGAGAAGACAUAGGAAAUUCAUUUUACCCAAUCAGCAAUUGUAACAAUGGACUACAAACCUGCAGAGCAAGCCAGUUUGCUGGAAAACAGGAAUUCCUGCAGCGCAGCACUUGUCACAGACUAUCCAAAGAGGGCAAAGAUUCAGGAAGGUGAAUAAAUUGAACAUUGGUUGAAUGAGGUCAGGAACAGUCUCCCGGAGGAGAACCCUGCCCUAAAAUACUACUUUGAAAGUAUAAGCCAAUUUAAUGUGCAGAUUAAUCCUUCUCAUUUGAGCAAACUUGUGUGCAAUCCUGGAUCUUUGCAGAUCACAACCGGACACUUCAAAAAGCUAUGUACUAUAUUUGUUUUAAAAAAAAAAAUAAAUCAUAACUUGUCUUGUUACAGAUGUUACUUUUACCAUUUCAUUGAGAAUCUCUGCAACAUAAAUGUAUAUUUGACUUGAAACAGUAUCAUACACUCGGUAUAAUAACUCAGGUUGUCAACAGAAUUAUUCUGUGAGGCUCAGUAUCACCUUUCCAUUCUUCUCUGAAAAAUGCAUUAACCAUUGGUGUCAGUGCCAGAAAUCAGUUAUAUCCCAACUGUGCAUUACAAAACUCUUGAUGAAAUAUAAUUGACCUAAAUUAUUAUUCUGGUUUUAUCCUCGUAGAAUACUAAAGGUCCUGAGCAUCAGACUAGACCUUUGUAGUCUGGCGUUCAGGAAAAUCAUGUUCACUGAAUUACAGUUUAACCAUUUUACAUCUCAGUGUUUUGUUUUCUUUUCCUUUUCCCUUGCAUACUAGGGAGUAUGAUCAAGGUAAUACUAUGAUCCAGUAACGCGCAUGAUGGUAAGGGUAUGCCUUUAGUUGUUUCAGGAAAAAGCUGCCACUAUCUGCUCUCCUUUACCUUUCUUGAUAGUUUCAAUAAUAUGCAUAACAUGAAGUGUUUGUAAAUUGAUAUUAAACUGUUUGUGACUUCACCUAAAUAAAUUUUUAUAUAUAAA
Molecule: messenger RNA, 2239 nt
Organism: Tyto alba (common barn owl)
Lineage: Eukaryota; Metazoa; Chordata; Aves; Strigiformes; Tytonidae
Product: homeotic protein female sterile-like
Exons: 3
Coding region: 25-1137 (370 amino acids)
Source: RefSeq, a predicted model, not a curated record